Staurois parvus is the source of this 269-nucleotide messenger RNA. Lineage: Eukaryota; Metazoa; Chordata; Amphibia; Anura; Ranidae. The record is from the annotation of a GenBank genome assembly.
AGUGUGGCCCAUCAGUGCCACGUGUCAGUGCUCAUCAGUGCCACAUGCCAGUGCUCAUUCAGUGCCACCUAUCAAUGCCAAUCAGUGCACCUAUCAGUGCUUCCAAUCAGUGCCACCUAUCAGUGCCAGCCAGUGUCGCCUAUCAGUGCCAGUCAGUGCCGCCUAUCAGUGCCAUAUAUCAGUGUUGCCUAUCAGUGCCAUAUAUCAGUGUCAUGUUUCAGUGCUGCCUUUCAGUGCCCAUCAGUAAUGCCUGUCAAUGCCCAUCAGUG